CUCUAUUGACAACAUCUCACGUGACGCGAGGUAAAAUGGAGUCUGACAGGAAAAUAACGUUGUUUACAACCAAGGCGCUUCUGUAUUUAUAUGUUAUAUGCUUGUAUACUUUUAUUGUUAACAUAGAGGCAAAAGUACAUCAUUUCGAACAAUCACCUGUAAAUGGAUAUGCAAAAAUAAGCAAAUCAGUCUUAACUUCUAAACGUUUAAAACGCAGUUCAGAUGAUGGGUUUACAACAGUGUCUGAAAGAAAUGACCCAAAAUGUUUCUCACAACAAGAUAAAUUUAAGAGUAUUGUUAAUGGCCUUAAAGAUGGAAAACGUUUAGAGGAAACGCAUGUGUUUGCGAAUGAAACCAAAUACAAUUUGGCAUUAGCCUGGGCUGGUGAAAAUGAUGCUGGGAUUCUUCUUGUUCUGACGAGUGAGUUGGAUUUUACUAAUGCUGCUUCAACGCUGUGGAGAAGCACUGACCAUGGUAGGACCUGGACAAACUGGAAUAGUAAAGUGGACAACAAAGUGUUCCAGCAGGCAGAUGGGCUUCAGCGUAACCCACACAAUCCAAGCAAGUGUUACUUGAUUAGCUAUGAACACUUCCUGUAUGUGACUGAGACUGGAGGAGAGACUUGGAAAAGGUCGGAUAUUAUUUCUCCAACAUUUGGUAGUGUUGGCUCAAUAAAUGAGCAGUUGACCUUUCACCCUGAGGAAAGUUACCAGGACUACGUAGCAGUGGUAACUACUACCAGGCAGUUGUUUGUCACCUACAACAAUUUUCAAACCCCUGCUUUAGUUGUCAAAGACAAAGUCCAUGCAGUUAAAUGGGGAAGUAAAGCAACCUCAACAGAGAAAAACAUCUAUGUCACCACUGGAGAGUUUCAACAUCCCUUGUUUAGUGUUGUACCAGAUAUGAACAAUCUGGAGUGUUAUGACAGCAAGACAGGCCAGUGGACAACGAUACUUAAGAGAGUGGUCAUUUUUGAUGUCCAGGAUAAGUUUAUGUAUGCUUCCAUCUACAAGUCAGAGCAACCAUCCAGCGAGGAUGAUGACAAGCUUUUGAUGAUCUCCUCUGAUGGUGGCAAGAGUUGGGAUGAAGCUCAGCUCCCAACUUUGACUGGUGAUAGGUUUUUCUCUGUACUGGACAUGUCUGAGGGUAUGAUCUUCAUGCAUGUGGACAACCCUGGGGAUACUGGCCAUGGUGUGUUGUAUACAUCAGCUGCUGAUGGCAUUGUCUACUCAGAAUCUUUAAGGAACCACCUGUUUCCAAAUUACAAUACAGUCCAUGAUUUUUACAAGAUUGAGUCCAUUCGAGGUGUCUACCUGGCAAGUCAGAUGCAUGAAGGGGAUAAGUCCAUACACACAGUGAUUACAUAUAACAGAGGUGGAGAGUGGAAAAAUGUGUCUCGUCCAACAGGAGUCGACUGUAAAAACUCUGAAAAAGAAGGCUGCUACCUUCAAAUUCAAAAUGCCUACAGCCUUCACAGAGGAUUAAAUGGGAGGCUACCAACCAGUCAGCCAGACGCUUAUGGGAUUGUCUUGGUUCAUGGUCAUGUUGCCAGUAAUCUGCAGACGACUCCACCUGAUGUUUAUCUCUCCACUAACGGAGGCUACAAUUUUAAAAGGGUUCUACAAGGUCCACAUGCCUAUGAGAUUGCAGACAGUGGAGGCCUACUUGUUGCUGUCCCUCUUGACACCCAGUACCCAGACACAAUUAAGUUCAGCACAGAUGAGGGCAACUGUUGGCAUGUGUACAAGUUUACUAAUGACACUAUCAGAUUCACAGGCCUGUUGACUGAACCAGGGGGCAAGUCAAUGACUGUAGGUAUUUGGGGAUACACUUUGAAAGACAAAAAAUGGACAGUGAACAUCAUAGACUUUAGCAAUGUUGUGACUGAAGAGUGUAAAGAAGAUGAUUAUGAAGACUGGACACCUCACACUGCCCUCAAAUCAUCCUCUGGUCUAGACGGAUGUCUUCUAGGUCAGAGGGAAACAUUUAAAAAGAUCAAAGCAGAUUCAUGGUGCCGUAAUGGCUAUGGUCGUAACAGAGAUGUUUUACAAUCAAUAUGUCCAUGCAGUGAAGAGGAUUAUGAGUGUGAUUUUGGAUUCCACCGCCCCGAAGGUUCAACAAAAUGCGUUAGACAGGAGGAAGUAAAAACAGAGGAAAUAGACAUUUGUAUUAAAGGUCAUGUGGACAAAUUGGAUACCAUUGGAUAUCGCUUGAUUCCUGGAGAUAAAUGUGACCGAGAAAAGGGCUUCCAUCCUGUCAGUAGUUUUGAAAGCCUGGAUCAUGUCUGCAAACCAGGAAAUAAAGCCCCCAUAGUCCAUGACAUGAAAGCACCUGUGGAAAACACAGGGUCACUCAAGCUUGUGGUCAUUUCUAUCAUUGUGGCUGUUCUUGUUCUGGUAUCUGUGGUCGGAGCAGUGUUUGCAUACAAGAUGCUAUUACUGCGGAGACAUAAAGUGGUGUACCGCUACUCCAUGUUGAAUCAGACAGACGAGCAUGAUGACUUUGAAAAUGCUCUUGUGCACCAUGACACUUUGUACAAAGAUUCUUCAGACGAUGAGGUGGAAGAGGUGAAUAAAUCUCCAGAACGUAAUGGCAAAGGUCCAGUCAAAGAGCAGAAUGGAGUUAGAUCUUAUCAUGAUGAUUCAGAUGAUGACAUGCUUGGAUAAAGAAAUGUUUUUCCCAGUGAUUCUUUGUUUCAAAAUAUUUAAAAACCACAAAAAAAAAGUUGUACAUAUUUUCAUAAAUGUCUGUUUUUGUUGUCUGGGUGUGUGUGUGAGAGCUUACUCAGGUAGGCCACCCAUUGGCCAUUGUGCUGAUCAUUUGACCAUAUGCAUUGUAAUCUCAAACUUUGGAUCUCAGACCUGAGCAGUGGAAGCCCUCUGUAUAGAAUCCUUGAAUGCCUACAGAGUUUCUCAGGCUGCUAGUAAAAAUAGAGUUCAAGCAAAUCAUUCUGUUCUUGUUUGUUUUUUUGGGGAAGGGGGCGGGGGGGUUCCAAUGUUUUUCUCUUAUGCUAGUGUAUUUAUUUGUACAAGUCACAUUCCUGUUGACUUGAUGAGGUCUGCUCUCAAAGUGACACUGUGGAGUUUGUAUCAAAGUACUCAUUAGAUGGAUGGAUUGUUUUGUUUGCAUCAAAGUACUCAUUAGAUGGAUUGUUUUGUUUGUAUCAAAGUACUCAUUAGUUGGAUGGAUUGUUUGUAUCAAAGUACUCAUUAGAUGGAUGGAGUGUUGUGUGCGUUAUAUCUCUGUGAUAAGAUUGUAUGAGGAUGGCGCUCUAUUUGUGUAUGUGUGUUUACGUAGAUAUUUAUACUUAUCUCUUAUGUAUAAAUAAAAAAUCCAUUUUCUACUUUCAUUAUCAGGGGGAUUUAUGUUCAACUAUUUUUGGGAUCCUUUCUUUUUUUUUUUUUCUUUGCUGGGUCUCAUUCUUGGCAAUGUUUGAAAAUCAAAGUCAGUGUAGCAUGCUAUUUAGGCUUGAGUCAUAGUCUAAACUUAGUAAUAAUACCUCCAAUGGUAAACCUUAGUGAACUGUGUUAGUAGCUAACCUUUUGAGGUGUGAAAGUUUCCUUGAUCAUUUGAAAAGUAAAAUUUUGCUUCUAGCAGUUCAUAUUUAUUGGAUUUGUUCACAUUUCCAGAGCCUAUGCUUCAGAUAGGAUUUGUAUUGUUUCUCUGUGACAUUUACGUUUUUUUCUAAAUAAACUAUUUCUUCUAUUUUAAUUCUAUAUUUUUUUAACAACUUAAAUAUGUAUGUAUAAGAAGAUAUUUCUACAAAGAAUAUUUGAUACUGUAUCUUUCUUUUGACUUUUUUGCUUUUUCUAUGUAAAUGUGAGAGACCAUAUGAAAGUCAAUUUGAAAUGACUCUUUAAAUCAUUUAAUAUGCAACAUCUGUGUACCAAACACAAACCCUUUUUGUUUCUUCAUUACUUGUAAGACUAGAAAUCCCUGUGGUGUGUGCUAAUAGAGACUACAUUAUAGUAAGAAAUAAAUCAAAGUCACAUCUAAUUGAAUGUACAUACUUUAGACUAUUUUAUUAUGCAUUGGGUAUGCAAUUGUAUUAGGUCAUAGCAGGUGUUUCCUACUAAAAUGAAGGAGAUAAAACAGAGUGCAUUUCAUUAAGAAAUAUCUGUAUGUUCAUAUUUGUUUAGGUCUAGCAAGCAAAAAAAAAAUA
Biomphalaria glabrata is the source of this 4162-nucleotide messenger RNA. Its product is annotated as sortilin-like. Bases 36 to 2666 code for a protein of 876 amino acids. The record is from RefSeq and is a predicted model, not a curated record. Gene Ontology annotation, molecular function: protein binding. Gene Ontology annotation, cellular component: Golgi apparatus; membrane. Gene Ontology annotation, biological process: Golgi to endosome transport; endocytosis; vesicle organization. NCBI's taxonomy places the organism in Eukaryota, Metazoa, Mollusca, Gastropoda, Planorbidae. The transcript has 24 exons.